Photinus pyralis (common eastern firefly) is the source of this 669-nucleotide messenger RNA. RefSeq lists its product as uncharacterized. The record is from RefSeq and is a predicted model, not a curated record. Bases 78 to 515 code for a protein of 145 amino acids. Lineage: Eukaryota; Metazoa; Arthropoda; Insecta; Coleoptera; Lampyridae. The transcript is spliced from 3 exons.
CUACCUAUAAAAAGCCAAAGUGACGUCCCCUCAAACCAAGUUCUGGCCUGUGAGUAGGUACUUCAUAAGUCAUAACAAUGUAUAAAAUUAUAGUGAUUGUAAUUUUCUGGUAUGCGGUGAGAACUGCGUGUGGGGAGGAUUCAAGUGGAUCACAGCUACUAACAGCCGACGAAACUACCACUGCCGAAUAUCACGCAGGAAACAACUGCGAGUGCUCCGUUUACAACACCUCGGAGCCGUGCCCGGAUCACACAGCAAUCAUGGUUCAAAGCGUCCUUCAUGUCGAGUGUAAUGAAGAAGGCGAGGCCACCUGCACCGACACGUGCAAAGCUCUGGCACUCGCCGCUCACGAUAAGUCGCCCAAAAUCCUCUGCAGCCUUUUGGGAGAUUACAACAAUUUAGAGGUUUUUCUGCACAGCCGCAUUUGUGGUUCCGAUUGGCGUUUUACCGGCCUGAAGCGUGGUAAUCUGUGCUGUCAGAAAUCUGAAGUAAUCGAGUGCGAUCAAGAGAAUUGAAGCUUGAGCUGAUUACUUUAUACUUAAAUGUAGUUUGUAGGUAUUUUGAGUUUUGUUUAUAAUUGUAAUUUGUUGAGUACCUAAAUGUUUAUGACGACCUGGCAAUGAUAAUGUACACGAGUUUUAAAAUAUUAAAACAUAAUUUGUCAAAGUA